ACCGCAUGACGUUGUCAAUAACUCACAACGAGCAAAGUUAAAUAUUGAAAAGUGAGUAAGGUGAGCUGAAAGUUGGCAACUAUGAGAUCAAUCACUGCUUCAUUCCGAUAGCGUCCAUGGGUGGACCAGGUGAGAGGCAAACAGCCCAGUUACCACAGCACAGCUGAAUGGCUUAUCAUUUCAAACUCUAUCUGCACUAAGACUUUACUCCUUUUUCAUCGGAAUCGGUAUAUUUGGCUUUUUAUGAGGCUUUCAAUGAUCAUUCAUGUCAAGGGGAUCGGUUUUAAUCACCAUUGCGUUAGUCUUAUAAAUGUCUGCUAAACUCGAUAGAGAUUCACAAGUAGAUCUGACCCACCUAGAGGCACAAAAAGCAGGAUGGGCUGAGGAGAUUGAUGUGGAGAAAGUUGACGGACACGAGACCGGAGCAGAGAUGACGGCUGAGCGCAGGCUCACCCGCAGCCCGAAGUGCGCGCGCUGCAGGAAUCACGGAGUGGUGUCGCGCCUCAAGGGCCACAAGCGCGUGUGUCGCUGGCGGGACUGUCAGUGCGUCAACUGUCAGCUCGUCGUAGAGAGACAGAGAGUGAUGGCAGCACAGGUCGCCCUCAGGAGACAACAGGCCACAGAGGGUAAGAAAUGUCAAAAAAACAGCUCUGUUCUCAGACGCUCAGCGUACCAGCGCUUGUCACGAGCACCUAGUCUCCUGGCAAAGAGUAUUCUAGAGGGCUACAAGCCACCAGUGAUGGAGGACUGGCCAAAGAGGGUCCACCACACCCCAGUCAGUGUUCGGAUGAGGAAGAGGAGAGCCUUUGCUGAUAAAGAGCUGGACAGCGUGAUGCUAGACAAAGAGUUAAGACACAGAGAGAUGAAGGAGUUACCUACUGUCCUUCUCCAGGCUGUUGUACCCUCCACCCCUCUACCAUUUUUUUACCCACUGUCAGACCAUAUCAUGCCCACAUACAUCCAUGUACCCAGAACCGUGCCACAGUUGAUUGACUCUGAUCUCCCCCAUCUACAUAUGCUCAAGACCGUAGACUGUGGGGAGAACUGGGAUGUUGUCACAGAAAGCGAGUUGAGUCGGGAAGGUCUAUCAUCGCCUUUGGGCCGGUCGCCUGCACAUUGCUACAUAAUGAGCACGGGUGUCGACAUAGUUAAGACCUUGCCAGAGAGCGAUUCUGCUGAUGUGUCUGCUAUCAAGUCGAAAAGGUUUGCUCUUGACACCAUGUCAAAGCAAGACAUUGCACCUUCGCUGGCUAUGGGGGACAAAUUGGUACAAGAUAAAUUGCCACACAAACACAGCAGGUCAUCGGGACAUGAGGUACAAAUAGACUGUGUGGGGGGUGCAAAUCAAGACUCGUUCAAAAAAGCUGUAAAACAUCCAUUGCCGUUUUCUGUCGAGGCAUUGCUCAUGAGAUGAUAAAAGUUAUUUCUGUUUUACUGGA
Molecule: messenger RNA, 1439 nt
Organism: Misgurnus anguillicaudatus (oriental weatherfish)
Lineage: Eukaryota; Metazoa; Chordata; Actinopteri; Cypriniformes; Cobitidae
Gene: dmrt2b
Product: doublesex and mab-3 related transcription factor 2b
Biological process (GO): regulation of transcription by RNA polymerase II; sex differentiation
Cellular component (GO): nucleus
Molecular function (GO): DNA-binding transcription factor activity, RNA polymerase II-specific; RNA polymerase II cis-regulatory region sequence-specific DNA binding
Source: RefSeq, a predicted model, not a curated record